This is a messenger RNA of Lolium perenne, 605 nucleotides long. RefSeq lists its product as uncharacterized. Lineage: Eukaryota; Viridiplantae; Streptophyta; Magnoliopsida; Poales; Poaceae. The record is from RefSeq and is a predicted model, not a curated record.
AACUCGAUCGUUAGUAGGCUAGUAGCCAUCAUCGCCAACAACCAGAUGGCUCGCUUCGCCGUGGUCGCCGCCAUCGUCGCGCUCCUCGCCGUCUCCGCCGCCGCUCAGGGCCCCAUGCCGUCGCCCAGGAUGGCCCCGCUCCCAGCGCCGCCGGCGAGGUCCCCUGCGCCGGUCGCCACUCCGCCCACGGCCACCCCUCCCACCGCCGCGUCGCCGUCCCCAAUGGCCUCGCCCCCGGCCCCGCCCAUGGAGACCCCGACCGAAGCUCCCUCCGCGGUGACCCCCUCCGCGAUGACCCCCUCCGCAGUCUCCGCCACACCGGCCGGCGCCCCAACCGACGCCCCCGCGAGCUCCACCGUCUACACGUCCACCGCCAGCUUCGUCGCUGUCGCCGGCGCGGUUGCCGCUGCCAUCGUGUUCUAGAUGGAGCGGAGACUACGCUUCUGUUUUCGUGCUGUUCAUAUUACGAGAUUCGUUCUACAGUAUGAUUCUUUAUUCAUUAGAGACAGAUCGAUCGAGGAAAGGGUUGACACCGCAUCGCGCGCGAUGUAAAUCUUGCUACACAUGCAUGGGAUUAUCUUCAAUGCAAAUUCUUUUGUUCGUUA